AUGAAGAUCUCUGCCUGCCUGCUUGCUGCUAUGCUUGGCCAGGCUAUCGCCUUACCAGCUAGCGAGAAGCGAGCUCCCGCUCCGGACCGCGCCCGUGCCACCGCUGUCCGCGCUGCUUUCCAGACUGCCUGGUCUGGCUACUACAAAAAUGCCUGGCCUCAUGACACGCUCCGUCCGAUCAGCAACACAUAUGAGGACGAUCGAGCUCAGUGGGGUCUCACCCCGAUUGAUUCGCUUGACACUGCCAUUGUCAUGAACGACAAGGACAUUGUCAACACCAUCCUCGACUUUAUCCCCAGUGUCAAUUUCACGACCACACGCAAGCAGUACGAAACCAUUUCCCUCUUUGAAACUACCAUUCGCUAUCUGGGCGGUCUUCUCAGUGCCUAUGACCUGCUCAAGGGCCCUUACAAGCGCCUGGCCAACGACCCCAAAAAGGUCGACGCUCUGCUUACCCAGGCCGCCAGCCUGGCCGACACGUUAAGCUUCGCCUUUGACACGCCUAGCGGCAUCGCUGACGGCUAUCUGGUGCUGAACCCGACGCGAAGUAUCAGCGGCCGCUCUAGCAGCAACUUGGCCGAGGUUGGCACCUUGAUCCUCGAGUGGACGCGCCUCAGCGAUUUGACCGGUAAUCCAAAGUACGCGAAGCUCGCUGACAGGUGCGAGGCGCACUUGCUCGCGCCCAAAGGCAGCCCUGAGGCUUGGCCCGGCCUGGUCGGUACUGACAUUAGCACCAAAGACGGCUCGUUCCUCAACAGCCAUGGCGGCUGGUCUGGAGGUGAUGACAGCUUCUACGAGUAUCUCAUCAAGAUGUACGUCUACGAUCCCAAGAGCUACGGCCUCUACCGUGACCGCUGGAUCGCCGCCGCCGACUCCACCAUCGAGCACCUCGCCUCGCACCCGACCUCCCGAAAAAAUCUCACCUUCCUCAACCAGUUCAACGGCCAGACCACAGAAUCAGUCACUGGCCACUUGACUAGCUUUGCCGGUGGCAACUUUAUCCUCGCCGGACUCGUUCUUAAGGAGGACAAGUACACCAGAUUCGGCAUCGAGCUCGCCGAGUCGUAUUUUGAGACCUACACGGCGACGACUAGCGGCAUCGGACCCGAAACCUUUCGUUGGGUCGACGCCGCCAACCCCAACGGCCGACAGCCUCCCGCUGACCAAGCCGACUUUUACGCCAAGGCUGGCUUCUGGGUCGACGGCGCCGACUACAUCCUGCGACCCGAAACCGUGGAGUCACUAUACUACGCCUACCGCGCCACCGGCGAUAAAAAGUACCAGGACCUCGCCUGGAAGGGGUUCAACGCCAUCGUCAGCAAGUGUCGCGCUGGCAGUGGCUACUCGGGCAUACGCGACGUCACCAAGGCCAACGGUGGCGGCUUCGACGACUUUCAGCAGUCUUUCUUUUUGGCGGAAACUCUCAAGUACCUGUAUCUCAUCUUCGUCGACGACACUCCGGUCCAGGUCAAGGCUGAUGGCCGCAACCAGUUUGUCUUUAACACGGAGGCGCACCCUUUCAAGGUCCGAGGCUAG
Messenger RNA from Beauveria bassiana ARSEF 2860, 1536 nucleotides. RefSeq names its product Glycoside hydrolase, family 47. Gene Ontology annotation, molecular function: mannosyl-oligosaccharide 1,2-alpha-mannosidase activity; calcium ion binding. Bases 1 to 1536 code for a protein of 511 amino acids. The transcript has 4 exons. NCBI's taxonomy places the organism in Eukaryota, Fungi, Ascomycota, Sordariomycetes, Hypocreales, Cordycipitaceae. Gene Ontology annotation, biological process: carbohydrate metabolic process; N-glycan processing. Gene Ontology annotation, cellular component: Golgi membrane; endoplasmic reticulum. The record is from RefSeq and is a predicted model, not a curated record.